AUGUUCUCAGGCCUCGCAGGACUCAAAUCUGAAGGACACAUCACGCUCAGCAAGACGACCACCGAGACUGAGGUCGCCAGAAGUACAAGACAGACCACCAUUACCGAGGUUCCGAGGCGCGCUAAGCAGGGCCUCGACGUCGACGUCGAAGUUACAGGCAGCAUCAACACAAGGCGGACGGCCGAGUCAUGGACCCUGGAGUCGUCGGUGCCGCUGCUGCUGUUGCUGUCGCCGUCGUCCUUAUUGCUAGUGGGGCUGGGGCGGCGCUUCAAAUUAGGAAAGAGAAUCGGAGACUGGAUGAGGAGGACCGGAAAAGGAGGGAAAUGA
Molecule: messenger RNA, 327 nt
Organism: Colletotrichum destructivum
Lineage: Eukaryota; Fungi; Ascomycota; Sordariomycetes; Glomerellales; Glomerellaceae
Exons: 1
Coding region: 1-327 (108 amino acids)
Source: RefSeq, a predicted model, not a curated record